Molecule: messenger RNA, 1463 nt
Organism: Erigeron canadensis
Lineage: Eukaryota; Viridiplantae; Streptophyta; Magnoliopsida; Asterales; Asteraceae
Product: probable E3 ubiquitin-protein ligase RHC1A
Exons: 2
Coding region: 338-1168 (276 amino acids)
Biological process (GO): protein ubiquitination
Cellular component (GO): cytoplasm
Molecular function (GO): ubiquitin protein ligase activity
Source: RefSeq, a predicted model, not a curated record
ACCGAUGACAUGGCAGCUUAUAUGGUUGCAGAUACAAUAGAUAGUACUUAUGGAGUAUGAUGCUUUUUUUGUGCAUGGAAAUUAAAUCUCAAAGAUGUGUAUAUUGUUGGGGACAUUUUUAACGAGUUCUGACUAUGUGUAAGCGUGUGCCUGUGUGUGUGUAUGAUGGGUGACAUAGGAUACUUGGUCUGCUUAUAUAUAUUGUGUGUUUAUCUCAAGUUCACUUUUUUUUGUCCACGCCUGCAACAAGCUAAGAAUAAAGUUGAUCACUUGAUCUCGACAAGAGUUUGUGAUACCUGGAAUGAAGUUACUUGCAUUGCUGUUAUAGUGACGAGCAAUGUCGAGCGGCAGCAAUACACAUUGGUGUUACCAGUGCCAACAAUCAUUUCGUCUUCGGGGUCGUAAUCCCGUAUGCCCAUAUUGUUCUGGAGGAUUUGUGCAAGAACUAAGUGAGUUGGUUGAGCCUGGACACCAAGAAACCGGGCGUAUUCAUGUACAUGAGCCUUCGGAUUUUGGGUAUAUGGAACCGUUCCCAGACCCAAGAAACAGAAUCAUGGAUGCUUUCGCUGAGUUAAUAAGACAAAGAAUGGCUGGAAGAAACCCAAAUUUUGACAUCAGAAGAAGAUCUGGACUCGUUCCUGAACAUGGUGUCGUUCCAUGGUUCAUAUUUGACGGUCAAGCCCCGGCUCGGAUGUCUGCCAACGAUAGGUUCGAGUUCUUCUUCAACGGUGCACCACCAGGUCCAAGACGGUCUAAUGUCAGUAACAUCUUUAUGGGUCCCGGGUUACAAGAAUUAAUCGAACAACUUACACUGAAUGAUACUAGGCAGGGGCCACCACCAGCAACCCGUUCAGCAAUUGAUUCUAUGCCCACUAUCAAGAUCACAAAUAGACACCUUAAUACUGAUUCUCACUGCCCAGUUUGUAAAGAUAGGUUUGAGUUGGGUUCUGAGGCUAGGCAAAUGCCUUGCAACCAUAUCUACCAUUCGGGUUGCAUUGAGCCUUGGUUAGUUCAGCAUAAUUCUUGCCCGGUGUGUCGCCUGGAGCUGCCAGCACAUGGUACAAGUAGGGGAAGCAGCAGUGGCGCAGCUGGUGCUGGUGAAGAAAGUGGUGGACACAGUCGGGGAAGGAGGAACGCAUUAUCAUUUUUAUGGCCUUUUCGCUCUUGAACCGGAAUUAGUAAGAAACAAGUAAAUUACUAAUGGGGAAUUAGUAAGAAACAUGUAGCCAACUAGCCGCUUUGCAUCUUGUACUUACUUUUCUUCAUAUUCGCAAAUUAAAGUCUUGAAAUUGGUUUGCGCUUGCACUUGGGUUUGGGUUUGGAUUUUGGUUUGGCUUUAGUUAUCUGAAUGUUUCAAUAUAUAAAAUGUUAAUCAUAUGUAAUCUAUGUAAAUGGUCAUAAACAUUUCCUUUUCUAGAGAUAUAGACCCUGAAAUCAAUCACUACAUAAUUAAAAGUUGCAUA